AUGUCUGCCCGUCCCUAUCGCUCCAAGAGGCACCGCCCUUGCGAUCAAUGCCGUGAAAGGAAGCUUGGAUGCCAGACGGACGGCGGCCUACCUUGUGUUCGCUGUCGUUCGGCCGAUCUGCCAUGCACCUUCGAGCAUCCACCCCCUAAGAGGCCUCGACGUGAUUCAUCGGGUCAUAUGGUAGAUCCUGCGGGCUCUGUAGCAUCAUCCAUUGACCCGGAAUCGUCCUUCUUGCCACCGCCAUGGGAGGAGCCGCCCAACCAUCCGGCGUCUCAUAUUCCCUCCCGCGGUGGUUCUGUCAACCCUGCGGUCCACCACCAGCCAGCGUUUGCUCCGCUAGAGGAUUUGCCUACGAAUGGGGCCGUCUCCCCUGCAGUGUCGGGCCAUUUGGUCACAGUUGGCCGAUCUCCCACGCAGUUUGUGCAGAGCCUGGACCAGCUCGAAGGCUUUUCGGCCCAUUUGUUUGGGGCGUCUGCCGAGUCGGACCCUUGGCUCCUUCGGCAUUGCUCCUUUGAUGAUGCCGGUGUGAAGUGCUUCUACAAGGUCCACUUUCGUAAUGCAGGCGGUGUUCCGACGGCGGAUAAAAUUCCGGUUCAUUUCAUGCUUGCUGCAGAUGAUUUGGCUGCGUCGGCCAAGCAGGAGACAUCCUGUCGCUUCAGCGGCGACACGACCCGGGAAGAGCUCAAUCGCUUGGUUCCACCUGAUUAUGGACAACGACUGGUGUCCCUGUUCAUCAAAUAUGUCUGGCCCGCAUUGCCGCUCAUCUCCCGCUCGCAGAUGGGGCUGACUCCGUCGUGUUCGAUACCCGAGCCAUGGGCUCUAGAGCGCACGCCCGUGCAUUUGCUGGCAGCGGUGUAUGCAUCUGCUCUACCGUUUGCCGCACAUGACGAUUACCUGUGCGUGCUGCAAACAUAUAACGCUCCCCCGGCGGACAGGCUCUGGCGCAUGGCCUAUGAGUUAAUCUCCGAGGAGAUCCACACACCACACCUGGCGGUGCUGCAGACAGCCUUGUUGUACCUGCAUCGGCCACUUGACGAGGCCCGGGCGAGCAUCGCUGACACCCCGUUUGUCUGGUCAUUUGUCGGCACCGUGGUGGGUCUAGCUGAAUCAUUGGGCCUACACAUCGAGUGUCGCAUGUGGGGGAUACCCGCAUGGGAGAAACGUCUGCGGCGCCGGCUGUGGUGGGCCAUCUAUGCCGAAGACAAAUGGCGCAGCUUGCUGAUGGGUCGACCGCCGUAUAUCCAUCGGAGCGAAUGGGAUGUGAGUGAGCUUGAUGGUGCGGACUUCCUCUAUCACACCAGGGGUGCUUCUUCAUCGUCAUCCGGGGUCCACCAGCCGCAAGAUCCGGUGCCUUUCCGCUACUUGGUGGACCUGUCUGGCAUCGCAGAACAGAUCUAUGAAUCCUUCUACACCCUUCGCAAAUCACAAUACCUAUCGGAAAGGUUUCGUGUCUCACACGACACUGGCCGGCCCUUGCUGGAGAAGCUGAAUGACUGGUACUCCUCACUGCCGGAAAGCUUCCGGCUGCCCAACUGGAGCAAGUCUGUCAGCGGACUUGCGCCGUAUCCCACCUCGAUCCACUUUGCCUACCUGAUCCUUGUCCUGUUUGUCUACCGCGCGCUCCUUCGGCCGAUGGCUCGCUCCUCCAGUCCGCCGUUAAUUUUCGACCUGGACGAGAUCCCCACGAACCCCUCCGCCUUGGAUACAGCUGUAGAUGAUUCACCCGUGCUCGACUUCCUCAACAUGCCUGAGAUCGACUCCUUCCCUGCCGUAGAGCUGUCCGACCACAGCACGGGCGAGACGACCCUGAACUCAGCGGAGCGCUGCGCUUCGAUAGUAAUCAGCUUCACGCGGCGGCUGACGUCGAGCGACUUCACCGGAUUCUGGUAUUCAUGGUCUCGCAUCGGCUUCGCAACAGUCUCCAACUUCACGCUCCUCCUCUUAGUCCAAGCGCCUAAUGCGGAACGAGCCGCCAAGGGCAAACAGCUUGUUGACUCCUGGCUGCGCGUGCUCCGCUGCCAGAGCCAGAGCUUCCCCACCAUGAAGCUUGGCUUAACGCGACUGGACGCCAUGCACUGGGUGGGACUUGGGCAGACAUUCGUUCUCCCCCAGCACGUGCAAGAAGUCAUUCAAUCACCGGGGGAUUGAUAAU
Messenger RNA from Aspergillus nomiae NRRL 13137, 2152 nucleotides. Its product is annotated as transcription factor domain protein. The transcript has 4 exons. Bases 1 to 2148 code for a protein of 715 amino acids. Gene Ontology annotation, biological process: DNA-templated transcription. Gene Ontology annotation, molecular function: zinc ion binding; DNA-binding transcription factor activity, RNA polymerase II-specific; DNA binding. The record is from RefSeq and is a predicted model, not a curated record. NCBI's taxonomy places the organism in Eukaryota, Fungi, Ascomycota, Eurotiomycetes, Eurotiales, Aspergillaceae. Gene Ontology annotation, cellular component: nucleus.